AUACCACAGUUGGGUACUUUCUUACCACUAAACCGCCAACAACAAGGGAAAGACAAUCCCUCCCGCCCCACAAUAACCUGAACACGAGCUCAGGCCGAGGAUCGGUGAAAGAAAAGAUUGAUACAGCGUCCACCAUUAGGCGUGGAUGCAGGAAAUGGCCGCGUCAUCGAAUUACAGCGACCUUUACAAGACACAUUUCCCACCAGUACAAACCUCCCGAUUGAUAGGCCAGUUUUUCUGAUGACGUAGCGGAAAGAUUUCCUCACUUCGGACACAGGAACUCUUUGAUAUUCUUGGCUAUUUGUUCAGAAGUACAGUUUUUGUAACCCCAGCGGAGGUUAAGGACUGCACGGUUUGUGACGCGUAGGAAAAACAGUGUGCGCUUUUGUGAAAGGGGUAGAUUGAUUUCUUUUCUAUUCUCCGCUUAGAAUAACUUACAACCUUUUCAGCAAGGGGGGUGAUCGAGAGAACAGUGCGUUCUGUUACUUCGAUCCCGUUUUCCUGUGUCGGCUGGCGUAUCAGAUAUGUUCUUGGGACUCCGGCACGCGCGCACACUUCAAGUUUGGAUAGAGCUUUGUGAGGGGCCAAAAUGGCGUGGAGGAGUCUCUUGCUGAGCUCGCUGUGCGUCUUCUUCAUCUCAUCCUCAUCCCUCGCUAAGGAGGAGGCGGUCGAAAGGCGAGGAAACUUAAGACCCUCAGAGUCCGAAGACGAGCCCGGUAAAGGAGCGGUACCCUACCGGUACAUGCUCGGGCUGUAUACUCGGAAGAAGGGCCUGGUGUCAGCCGUGGAGGCGGGACAAGCGGACACGGUGCGGGCGUUCGUCGACAAGGCUGUAGAUUUUGAACAGCUGCCGGGCGAACACGACAAACGUCAUCGCUACUUCUUCAACAUUUCGUCUCUCUCCAACGACGACGUGGUGUCGGCCAUCCUGCGGGUGUUCCGCGAGCCGACCCCGCUCACGGUUCUGGAGCAGGACGGUCCACCGGAGCGAGCCGAGCUGUACACGUGCAGCAGGGGGCGUCGCCGCCGCGCAAGACUAGACUCCAAAAACCUGUCCCCGAAAAGCGGCGAGUCCAAGACGUGGUACCAGUUCGACGUGCGUCACGCCGUCAGGAGAGCCGUGCGGAAGAACGUCGACGUCGCCUGCUUCGAGCUGGUGGUGCGGUCCUUACGGUCCGGACGGGAGGUGAACGUCGUGAACGAGGGGUUCGGGUUGAACUCACGUCACACGGACAAAACGUCCCUACUCCUGGUGUCAUCCAAGUCGCUCGGGCCACGAUCGAUCACGGAGUCUCCUUUCAUCGGGGCGCUGACGAACGCCACGGCGGGGUCCGGCGGGAGAGAGAAGAGGCGGUCCCGACGGAAGAACGCGAGCCCGCGCCGCACGAGGAGACACGGCUGCAUGCGGAGGUCGCUUCAAGUGAGCUUUCACGACCUGGGCUGGGAUGACUGGAUCAUCGCACCGACUAACUACGACGCUCACUACUGCGCCGGCGCCUGCUCCUUCCCCCUCCGGUCUCACCUGGAACCCACCAACCACGCCAUCGUACAGACACUCGUCAACUCCAUGAACCCCAGGGCUGUUGAGAAGGUCUGCUGUGUGCCCACCAAACUCAGCCCCAUCAGUAUCCUGUACAUAGACGGGAAGGACACCGUGGUGUACAAGAAGUACGACGACAUGGUGGCCGACCAAUGUGGCUGUCGGUAGUCCUCUAGUCAGAUCGCUACAAUAGAAUUGGAGACGAUAACUAGCCUGGA
Messenger RNA from Branchiostoma floridae (Florida lancelet), 1758 nucleotides. Its product is annotated as growth/differentiation factor 6-like. The transcript has 3 exons. The record is from RefSeq and is a predicted model, not a curated record. Gene Ontology annotation, biological process: SMAD protein signal transduction; BMP signaling pathway. Gene Ontology annotation, cellular component: extracellular region. Gene Ontology annotation, molecular function: growth factor activity; cytokine activity. Lineage: Eukaryota; Metazoa; Chordata; Leptocardii; Amphioxiformes; Branchiostomatidae. The coding region runs from base 590 to 1708 and encodes 372 amino acids.